Molecule: messenger RNA, 1311 nt
Organism: Caenorhabditis briggsae
Lineage: Eukaryota; Metazoa; Nematoda; Chromadorea; Rhabditida; Rhabditidae
Exons: 3
Coding region: 1-1311 (436 amino acids)
Source: RefSeq, a predicted model, not a curated record
AUGAAGAUUCUGGAAGCGGAUUAUAGAAAAUGCCCUCAUCUGACGUCAUACAAUCAAGUUGAGGGGUUGGGCAAAGCGGCAGAAAUGAAUGAGAAAAUGAUCUUUGACUAUUUCAAGAUGAGAAGAACGAUGGAUAAGAAUAUGAAGUUAAGAGAUGCUUCGGAAGAUCCUUCAGGAGUUGUUCAGUCGCCAGAACUCAAGGAUCCAGCUCCACCAGUGCCAUCUCAAGUUCCAUCUCCUUAUUUUGGUGUUCGUCUAGUCACUCAGCAAGAACUCAAAAAUCCAGCGCUAUCAUUACCAGCUACCAAAGUGAUUCACUGCCAACAGACUCAUGGAUCUCAAAACUCUAAAGAUGUGGCUCCAAAGAAUGAGGAAAAUGAAUUUCAAGAUAAUCAGACGAUUUUUCCACGUGAAGCAUACUUCCUGUCUCCACAUAAUUGGCAAAAACUACUCAUACAACAUCAGGAAGCUUGUGCGGCCUUCCAUGCUCACGUUGCUCAGAAACAAUCUGUGAAUGCUCCAGUUGAUUACCCCCGGCAUGCUUCAAAACCACCUCACCUUCUUUCAUCAAUCAUAUCUGAAGAAAUGGACUACCCCAUCUCUCCAAUGACUCCAGCGCCUGAGGAUUCAGUCCAAGCGCAAAAUGAACAAAUAACUUGUAGUGAAAAAGAUGUGAGAUCUCAAAUGCGUCUUCUACAAGACCUCUGUCGUCAAAUACGUAUGCCAGCCGCACAAGAAGCCCGGAGAGCACAUGUCGCUGUCACUCCGAGUAUCCAGGUUUCCAACAAGAGAAAAUAUUCGCCAUCUCUAGACGCUCUCACUGAUAAGCCAACAGUAUCUUCUCUUAUUGCUAAGCGGACCAAUCAUGGAUUGUUGGUUGCUCCAGCUACUUGUCUCCCUCACGUUAUGCUCAAUAAGAAUCUUUGCCCAUCUUCAGAAGCUGAAGUUAAUGAGCUCGUUGCACCUACCCCAGAACAAGAAGCCCAGCGACGUCAAGAACGCAUGAAUUUGUAUAAUGGAUGGUUCCAGGAUACUUACCUUCCUUAUAACCAUUCGAUAAACUAUGAGGACUGGACAUCUCAACAAGUUCAAGAGUUCGCUAUUCAAUUUCUGCCAUUAGAUGCGAUAUUGACUCUCAUGAAAGAGAAGGUGGAUGGAUCAAACAUGGAAAUGAUUAGAUGCGGAGAUACUGGACUUUUAGGACAAUUGUACGCUGGAUCCAAUGGACAAUUCGUUUUGGAGCAUUGGAAUUUGAUAAAAGAUAAUAUAGAAGUUAUCUGGCUGUAUAGGAAAGGGAAUGAAGAAAAAUGA